AUGGAAAGUAACGACACAAAAGGCACCAGAUCGUGGGUAGGUGUGUUGUUCCUGCUACUGUCCGCCACCUUUGACAGCCUGUCCAAUGAGUUUGUCACCCUCGCGAGCAACGAGGGAAUACCGGGACUUCAGAUGCUGUUUCUCAACAGACUGUCCCUCCUGAUUCUGGUGAUCAUCGCUUGGCCGGUCUUCCGACCGAAACUGUCGGCACUAAGCUGCAAACAGAUCGCGGUAUUAAUUCUCAUCACUGCUGGGCAUAAUCUGGAGCAAGGACUUGUAUUCAUUUCCCUCACCUACACGGUCCCUGGGAUAGCCUACACCAUACGCCGGGGAACUGAGACGAUUCUUACGGUCAUCAUCAGCUUUUUUCUUCUCGGAGAAGUUCUCGGACUCUUGGACUUCUUCGGGAUAUUCCUGAACGUCGUCGGCGUCGUUGCCGUCGGAUACAAUCUCAUGUUCGGGACUGGAAAACGGAUCAGCGUGAACGUUUUGACGUUCGCUCUCCCACUUUUGGCGGCCGUCGUAGGGUCGCCCUUAACCGUGUUCGACAAGUAUCUCCUUGGCCGGCAAGAUGUUCACGUUCUGGUCCUUUUACUCGGUAUCUCGUCGACGGGAACUCUUUACCUACCCGCGCUGUCGCACGUUUUAGAAACACCCGUGUGGAAGAUGUCGUGGCAAGCUGCGGCUUACCUCGUAGGCAUGAAUGUCUCGUACGUGCUUUCGGUAGUGUUUUGGUACUGCGGCAUGUACUUAGAAAAUGCAGGCGUGGCCAUGGCUAUCAGUGUGAUGACCGUGCCCAUCACCAUUGUUCUCGACUACUUCGUCCUAUCUAAGACUCCCGGUGCACUGAAGCUUGCGGGCGGAGCUCUUGUUUUUGCAGGCUCGAUGACAGUAAGUGUGGUCACCGUUUGGAGAAACUGGAAAGCUGAAAAGAGGACCAGACUUUUGCAAGAACUCAAUUUUGGCGUCCCCACAAAAGACAGAUAA
Branchiostoma belcheri (Belcher's lancelet) is the source of this 987-nucleotide messenger RNA. RefSeq lists its product as uncharacterized. Bases 1 to 987 code for a protein of 328 amino acids. The transcript has a single exon. The record is from RefSeq and is a predicted model, not a curated record. NCBI's taxonomy places the organism in Eukaryota, Metazoa, Chordata, Leptocardii, Amphioxiformes, Branchiostomatidae.